AAAAAGAAGUCAGAUAUUGAAGAUGGCAGAGAUUCAAAUGGUGAACAGCCAGUCAAUCCAGAAAUAAGAAACGAAGACAAUUGCAACUUACUGGAACAGAGGUCAGAUAGUGUAGACUAUAGAACAACAAAUGGUGAUCAAGCAAACACAACUCCGAUAGGAAUGGCUAAGACUAUUCUGACUCAAAAUUUUGUUACAAAGAAUCCAUUCGAUAGCCUAUCAGUCAGUGGAUUAGAGGACAGUAUUGUAGCAAAUG
Molecule: messenger RNA, 256 nt
Organism: Dovyalis caffra
Lineage: Eukaryota; Viridiplantae; Streptophyta; Magnoliopsida; Malpighiales; Salicaceae
Source: the annotation of a GenBank genome assembly